Molecule: messenger RNA, 1542 nt
Organism: Sinocyclocheilus anshuiensis
Lineage: Eukaryota; Metazoa; Chordata; Actinopteri; Cypriniformes; Cyprinidae
Product: solute carrier family 12 member 9-like
Exons: 3
Coding region: 149-1033 (294 amino acids)
Biological process (GO): potassium ion homeostasis; cell volume homeostasis; chloride transmembrane transport
Cellular component (GO): membrane
Molecular function (GO): potassium:chloride symporter activity
Source: RefSeq, a predicted model, not a curated record
UCUCCCGUCGGAUCCGCUGCAGUCUCAGUAUGACUCCUGGUUGUCUCUGGUGGAUCAUUUGAAUAUUAAAGCGUUUGUUAAUCUCACGCUGGCCGACUCUGUUAGACAUGGAGUUCAACACCUGCUGUUCAUAUCGGGACUCGGCGGUAUGAGACCCAACACUCUGGUUUUGGGUUUCUAUGACGACGCGCCGCCUCAGGACCAGCUGCAGGACUCCACCCUGUCGAUGUGCAGAUUCUCUGAGAGCUCCGCUCAAGUCGACGAUCCCGAAGAUCCGAACGACCCGCCCUUCCAUUUCCCACCAGUGCGAGGGGGCGUGUCUGUGGGCAGGGGCGGGAAGUCUCUGGGGCCUCAGGAGUACGUGUGCAUCAUCGCAGACGCAGUGAAGAUGCUGAAGAACGUGGCGUUGGUGCGAUAUUUCGGUCAGUUCGAUCGUACGCAGGCGCUCCAGGGGCCCGUAUUCGUCGACGUGUGGCCGGUGAAUCUCCUGCGACCCGACAGCGCCGCGUAUGUCGACACGUGCUCGCUUUUUUUGCUUCAACUCGCGUGCAUUCUAAACAUGACGAGGGCGUGGCAGAAAGCAAAGCUCCGCCUCUUUUUAUGCGUGGAGGAGGGGCGGAGCCUUAAAGGCACGGAACAGAAACUCAAACAUCUUUUGAAAGAUCUCCGAAUGAAGGCGGACAUCUGCACGGUUCCCUGGGAUUCCCAAGUCACGCUUCAUUGGCAGCGGCAGACGCGAUCUGAAAAAAUCGAAGAGAUGGAUAGCGAAGAGAGUGAAGACGAUAAAGGGUUCGCUAACAGUUUCCCUAGCAACACCUCGCGAGUGUCAGACGAGUAUUUACAAGCGGUUAACAAACUCAUCCUGGACCAGACGCUCUGCCCACCUGCUGUCCGCUUCCUGUAUUUGCCCCGCCCCCCCGCCGACACCAGCCGUUACCAUGACUACCUGCAUCAGCUAGAGCUGCUCACGCGUAACCUGGGUCCGACCCUCCUGAUUCACGGGGUCACGCCGGUCAUCACCACUGACCUUUGACCUUCGGUUCCUAAUCACGUAAAUGGAUAAAAGAUACGAGGCGCGUUCGGUUUAUUAUUUUCCACUUUUUUGUGCACUUCACAUGUUUACUUCGGAAGAUUUACAUGAUGUUAUGGAUCACGAGAAAACAUUCACCCAUUCCAUUCCAGUUCUUCCAUCUCUCCUUGUUCUAUUCUUUUCUCGGAUUGUAACAAUGUAACAAGUGGAAUUCCUGGAAUUCCAGAAUGUUGCCGCUUGAUAUUCCGGUGCUGUUCCUGAAUGUUUUUCCUUACAAUGCCAACAAAGACUGGAAUGUUUUACGAUGUUUUUAGACACUCCAGACGUAUUUUGCAUUACAACAAAAGUACAAAGAUUUGUGAGUGUGUUUGUUUACUUGAUGCAAUAAUAAUAAUGUUUUUUGCGGCCAAGACGAAUCUCUUGCCUUCAGCGGUACCACUGAGUUUUACAGUUUUAUUGACACCAAACCGAAGUGCUUUGUGUUGUGUGUGUGUGUGUGUGUGUGUGUGUGU